Messenger RNA from Purpureocillium takamizusanense, 2496 nucleotides. It is a transcript of the gene GCD6, whose product is annotated as translation initiation factor eIF-2B epsilon subunit, GEF. The record is from RefSeq and is a predicted model, not a curated record. Gene Ontology annotation, molecular function: translation initiation factor binding; translation initiation factor activity; guanyl-nucleotide exchange factor activity. The transcript is spliced from 3 exons. NCBI's taxonomy places the organism in Eukaryota, Fungi, Ascomycota, Sordariomycetes, Hypocreales, Ophiocordycipitaceae. Bases 147 to 2402 code for a protein of 751 amino acids. Gene Ontology annotation, cellular component: eukaryotic translation initiation factor 2B complex.
GCGAGACACCGAUCGGUGAGCCUCGGUGAGAAAUUUAGACUUGAGUCACCUUUAGCUUUCGGGCUCAGGGCCCGUGUCCCACCUCUAUCUGCCCUUUUUGCACCAACAAAGCACCUCGACGCACCGUUCUUCCCGCGCCUGACGAAAUGUCGCACAAGGGGAAGAACAGCGCUGGCUCGUCCAAGGGCAGGAAACCCACCAAGGUUGGCGGCGGCGAGAGCAAGACCGAGGAGGUUCUGCAGGCUGUGGUCCUCGCCGACUCGUUCCAAGAUCGAUUCAAGCCCUUUACCGUCGAGAAGCCAAGAUGUCUUCUGCCCCUCGCCAACACGCCCCUCAUCGAUUACACGCUCGAGUUUCUGGCCAUGAAUGGCGUUGACGAGGUGUACAUCUACUGCGGUGCCCACACGGAUCAGGUCGAAGAUUACAUCAACCGGUCUCGCUGGUCGCCGUCCUCGCGAUCGUGUCCCUUUUCGGUCGUGCAGUUCGUUAGGGUGUCCGAUGCGCGGUCCGUCGGCGACGUCCUGCGCGACAUGGACAAGCGUUCCCUUGUAGACGGCGACUUUAUCCUUGUGCAUGGAGACCUCGUGUCAAACAUCAUUCUGGAUCGUGCCCUCGCGGCGCACCGAAAGCGGAGGGAGGCCAGCGCCGCCAACAUCAUGACGACGGUCCUCCGCAGCGGCGGCCCCGGCGAACACCGGACCAAGACCAACGGCAUCACGCCAAUCUUCGUCGUCGACACCAAGACGCAGCGGCUGUUGCAUUACGACGAGAUGAACCCACUACAGAGCGACCAUUACCUGGCCCUGGACCCCGCAAUCGCCGACGAGCUGUCCACCGAGUUCGAGGUGCGGUCAGAUCUGAUCGACGCGCAGGUCGACAUCUGCACGCCCGAGGUGCUGGCCUUGUGGUCCGAAAGCUUUGAUUACGAGCUGCCGCGAAGAAACUUCCUGCACGGAGUUCUGAAAGACUGGGAGCUGAACGGCAAGAUGAUCUACGCCGAGAUCCUGGAGGACGGCUACGCGGCCCGGGCCAGCAACCUCCAGCAGUACGACGCCAUCAGCCGCGACGUUCUCGGCCGGUGGGCGGCUCCGUUUAUCCCGGAAGACAAUCUGGUGCCCAGGCAGACCUACCAGCGACACGCCAAUGGCCUCGUGAUGGAGGAGAGCGUGUCGCACGCGCACGACACCCGCCUGACCGACACCAUCAUUGGACGGGACACGACCAUUGGAUCCGGGAGCAGUAUCUCACAUAGCGUCAUUGGCAAGGGCUGCAAGAUUGGCGCGGACGUGGUGAUCAAGAACUCGUACAUCUGGGACAAUGCCAUAAUCGAGGACGGCGCCAGGAUAUCAUCGUCCAUCCUGGCAGACUCCGUGUCCAUCGGCAAGAAGUGCAACAUCCCCAGCGGAUCCCUCAUCUCCCACAGGGUGCGGAUAAGCGACGGCACCUCACUCGACAAGACUGCCGUGCUUUCCACAAUCACUGCCGAUGGGGCGGCCGUCGCAAAGGACACGAAUCUCCUCGGCCCGGACACCAACGCCGCCCCCUUCUUCGACCCAGAAGACGACGACCUGGACGAGGAGGACCCAGCUCGCCUUCAAAAGUCUCUGAUCUACUCGCUCGCCGAGUUCAACCUCUCCACAUCCUCCAUCUCGACGCUGUCGUCGGCCGUGCUCACCGAUGACGAGGACGACCCCAACUUCCUGGGCGCCUCCGCCGCCGCCGGGUCGUCGCGCUCGCGCCUGUCGUCGUUUGCCUCGGACGACUCAGGCGGGAGGCUCUCGUUCCACGCCGACGCCGUGCACGGGCUCGUCGACGCGCUGCGCGCCGACUCGGGCGACUUUGACUCGGCCAAGCUCGAGUUCAUGGGCCUGCGCCUCGCCAACGACGCCUCCGACGCCAUGAUGCGCAAGGCCGUCGCCACGGCGUUUGCCCGCCGCGCCGCCGAGCUGCUCGCCCCGGAGCACGGCGGCCUCGAGCCCAGCAAGGCUGCCGAGCGCGCCCUCACCGCCCGCCCCGGCGCCGCAAAGUUCGUCGCCGAGGUCGGCGUCGGUGGCGGCGGCGAGUUCGAGCAAGUAGAGUUUGCUCUCGCCCUCCAGCGCGCCCUGCAGAGCUACAACGUCAAGAGUGGUGGCAGCAGUGCGGAUCAGGGAAGCAGCAGCAGCAGCAGCAGCAGCAUCAGCAGGACGGGCACGCUCCUCGCGGCGCUCCUCCAGCAGCUCUACUCGCUCGACAUCCUCGAGGAGGAGGGCAUCCUCGGCUGGUGGGAGGACGAGCGGGCCGUCGACGGCGAGGGCAUGGCCGCGCUCAAGGACAAGUGCAAGGUGCUGGUCGAGUGGCUGGAGAACGCCGAGGAAGAGGACGAGGACGACAGCGACGAGGAGGAGGAGAGCGACAACGAGUAAGUAGCAGUCGACCUCGAGCGUACGUAGACACAUAAUGGUCCAGCAAGCAGCAAGCUGGACGACAACAAUGCAAAACAAAUAAAGGUCAAACUUG